AUGAACGGAGAAGGAAACAAGAUCUACUUUAACAAAAGAAGAGAAGUUCCCUCCGACCUUCAUUUACAAUACUGGAUUCUGAAUGAUAAAGGAAGGUUUUCUACUUGGACGGUUUCCAUUAUGGAAGGCCCAGACUAUGUGCCGGAAGGAAUUCCAAAUAUGCGUAAUCCCAACAUGUGGAAAACCGGCAAAAUCCCGGUAUCUCGAUGUUCAUAUCCCUGUUUACCCGGCAGCAGAAAAAAGUUUGGAUCUUCAAUUCAUAAAUGCUGCUAUGAGUGUGUCUCGUGUCCAGAAGGAGAGAUCUCCAACAUUUCCGACAGUGAAAACUGCAUGAAAUGUCCUGAUGAUGAAUGGCCAAAUGAGAAGAAGGAUCGGUGUGUUCCAAGAGUGGUGGAAUUUCUCUCCUACACUGAUGAUCCCAUUGUUGGAGUAUUUUCAGCUGUGUCCAUCCUCUCUUGUCUUCUGGCUGGUUUAAUAUUGGGGAUAUUUAUACAUUACCAGGACACCCCCAUUGUUAAAGCCAAUAACCGGGACCUGAGCUAUCUUCUCCUGGUCUCCAUCAUGCUGAGCUUCCUCUGUGUCUUCUUGUUCCUCGGCCAUCCAGUAGAUGUGACCUGCAUGCUGCGUGUCACCUCUUUUGGUGUCAUCUUCUCAGUUGCCGUCUCUUCUCUACUUGCCAAAAGUAUCAUGGUGUGUAUUGCUUUCAAAGCCACCAAACCUGGGAGUCCCUGGAGGAAAUGGAUGGGAGCCAAACUGCCCAAUUUCAUCAUUUGUGUCUUCUCAUUGGUUCAAGUCAUAAUCUGUGUCACUUGGUUGUCUAUUUCUCCCCCCUUCCAGGAUCGGGACACUCACUCUUAUCAGGAAAAGAUCAUCAUUCAGUGUAAUGAGGGUUCAGUUAUCGGCUUCUACUCUGUCCUGGGAUAUAUGGGGCUUCUGGCAAUUGUGAGCUUCAUUAUCGCUUUUUUAGCCAGGACAUUACCGGACAGUUUUAAUGAGGCCAAGUACAUCACCUUCAGCAUGCUGGUGUUCUGCAGUGUCUGGAUUGCCAUGAUCCCGGCCUAUCUGAGCACCAGAGGGAAAUACAUGGUGGCUGUGGAGGUUUUUGCUAUAAUGGCCUCAAAUUCUGGACUUCUUGGCUGUAUAUUUUUCCCCAAAUGUUACAUAAUUCUGUUCAGACCUGACCUGAAUAUAAAAACAGUUAUCCACUAAUAUGUAUGGGAAAACAAUGGGUUACCAGUAGUUAUAGCAUUAUCUCUAUUAUUGUUCAUUUUAGUAUUCGGUUAGUGUAUUGAGAAUGAACACUGUUAUAUAUAAACAUUUAAUAAUUACCUCUCCUUUGGAUGAUGAUUCAAAUUUUUGCUCUGGACACCGCUGGUAUCAGACACUUUGGGUUUGUUGGAAAUCUUGUCCCCCGCUGGGUGUAGUGGUUCCUCCCACCAGCCGUUACAUCACAACAGAACAAUGUAGUCACUUAGUGAGGAGGAACCACAGUGACCAGAGGAGGACAAAGUAUCCAAAUCAUCCUAAAGUGUCUGAUACCAGAGACACCAUCACUCUUCCAGAGAGGGAAGAUUUCACUCACCACCUUCCCGGAAGAGAAAUAUUAAACAUGUACAAGCUGAUUGUAAGGUAUUUUUAGUGUCAGGGUCACUUUAUUAUAUU
This is a messenger RNA of Rana temporaria (common frog), 1662 nucleotides long. RefSeq names its product vomeronasal type-2 receptor 26-like. NCBI's taxonomy places the organism in Eukaryota, Metazoa, Chordata, Amphibia, Anura, Ranidae. The coding region runs from base 1 to 1209 and encodes 402 amino acids. Gene Ontology annotation, molecular function: G protein-coupled receptor activity. Gene Ontology annotation, biological process: G protein-coupled receptor signaling pathway. The transcript is spliced from 3 exons. Gene Ontology annotation, cellular component: membrane. The record is from RefSeq and is a predicted model, not a curated record.